UGAUUGCCCUGGAGGCCUUUCGGUGACGUCGGUCUUGAUAUUCUAUCGCAUAUAAUCCAAGGCGCAAACGAGUCACAUCACGCCAGCAUCGGUUCAGGAAUCUACUACCGACGAGAUGGUAAGCGCAAAAUGUAUCCGUAACAAGGUGAAUGAAGGAGUUCGUAGUGCUAUGGCGUGUGGUGUGGCGUGGGGCGGGUGUGGGCGUGGACGUGGACGUGGACGUGGUGUCGUGUCUUGUUCUUCGAGUUUAGGUCUGUUUGACCAGUCGGGUUGGACAAAAGUCGUCGAGAUAAUUCGCGUCGCAGUCGCAGAUGACGAUAGAUAGUCGCGAAUUAUGAUGAAAUCCGACAGUGAACGAGCUAUCGAU
Molecule: messenger RNA, 367 nt
Organism: Sodiomyces alkalinus F11
Lineage: Eukaryota; Fungi; Ascomycota; Sordariomycetes; Glomerellales; Plectosphaerellaceae
Exons: 1
Coding region: 116-325 (69 amino acids)
Source: RefSeq, a predicted model, not a curated record